This is a messenger RNA of Necator americanus (New World hookworm), 252 nucleotides long. RefSeq lists its product as uncharacterized. The coding region runs from base 1 to 252 and encodes 83 amino acids. NCBI's taxonomy places the organism in Eukaryota, Metazoa, Nematoda, Chromadorea, Rhabditida, Ancylostomatidae. The record is from RefSeq and is a predicted model, not a curated record. The transcript has a single exon.
AUGUUACUUCUAGCUAAAGUUGUAAAAGAAAGAAAGAAAGAAAGAACGGAGGUGAUGAACGAAGAUCUGGCAUUGGUAAGCAGUUCAGCGGCGAGAGACGAAGCGCUUCGCUGGUGCUGGAAUAGCGACGAAUUGGUAGAUUUUAAACGAGCAUCGAAGUCAAUGGGCUUGAGAGUCCUGACCGAUGAAACAUUCCUGAAAAUGGCGGAAGUGUGGGCGAAAGCGUUCAGCAGUAACAAUCAACCGCCAUAA